AUGGCCGGUAAGGGUAUUACUUCAUGGGAAGGUAACCAAGGUUACACUCAAUGGUACGCUUCUUACCUCCUCGAUCAAUAUGACAAGUUUCAAAAUAGUUCGGUCUUCUUGACUGAUUCCAUUCGACAGCAAUACGGUAGGGGGCAUAUAGUAUGCCACCCGUUUCCCGUGCCGCGUUUGAAAGCCCGUCGGGCAACAGCGAAUCACUGCGCAGGUCGUCCAGAACACCACAACUUCGGCAACGCGCAGAGCUCUGUUGGACUGAACGGCUCUGGUGCAGUGGUAGUUGCUAUUCUUUCUAGGGCUUGUGUUUCCAAGGGGAGACUGACCGCAGUUCGGCUGUUCCGCAACCACUAUGGGCGUUUUGCUAGUCUGGCUUUGGUGAUAAUGGGCCAGAGAUCAAUUUGGACCGCUCAGAUAGACGUGCUCAACAGCAAAGAACACAACACGGCAAAGGAAUUUAGGGAUGCUCGGGCCGAGCAGUGUCGGAUGAUGAUCGCACUCUCUCACCCCGCGGCGAGGUGCCUGCUUCUUGCUGGCUUGGUGCUCGCCAUGUGUGCGGUAUGGGUUGCUUGGGAGCACUCCAACAACCUCCUCAGCCGUCGCUACGAAGAUAUCAAGACGUGGAUGAGCGGUGGAGAAUCUCGGUUCCAUCCGUCCCUCAAAGACUUCGGCAAGCGCAGACCUAAAUUGUCAUCAGCUAGAACGACUCUGUUGGUGUCGAUACCGACCAUCAUGUUUCAAUUCGCCUUUGAUUGCCUUAUGGCGGGGUGUGCGGUGCACCUAUUCACCGUCAAAGGUGUAACCCCGAGCACCCCCUGGCGUCGAGCGCCGAUGUCCCUUCCACCUAUACCUUCGUCAUCGUUGCGGGUGCGGAGAGAUUCUCCGCGCAAAUUUUCCAUUUCCUUCUGGGUACGAAGGGCGUUGAGUCUCCCUGGGAGUUUCGCAAAGGUCUUUCAAACCAGCGCGGGGCCUCUGGCAGCCAGCGCGGGGCCUCCAGUAACCAGUCCAGGGCUUCUGACAACCAGCCUGGGGCCUCUAACAGCCAGCCCCGGGCCUCUGGCAGCCAGUCUGGAGCCUCUGAUGAGUGGCGUGGGGGCACGCAUCACCCAUUGAAGGGC
This is a messenger RNA of Aspergillus homomorphus CBS 101889, 1121 nucleotides long. RefSeq lists its product as uncharacterized. Bases 1 to 1116 code for a protein of 371 amino acids. The record is from RefSeq and is a predicted model, not a curated record. The transcript has 4 exons. Lineage: Eukaryota; Fungi; Ascomycota; Eurotiomycetes; Eurotiales; Aspergillaceae.